This is a messenger RNA of Paramecium primaurelia, 1021 nucleotides long. NCBI's taxonomy places the organism in Eukaryota, Ciliophora, Oligohymenophorea, Peniculida, Parameciidae. The record is from the annotation of a GenBank genome assembly.
AUGAAAUAAAAAAGGUAUUCUAAUUUCUUGGAUUAAGAAGAAUAUGCUUAAUUUUAAUAUCAUGAAGGGAUUUCAAAAAGUAAUAAUUAAAAAUGCUCAAAUUAUUACAAUAGAAUUUCAGAAUUAAAUAAUAGAGAUCAAAAUCUAUAUGUAAAUCGUAUUUAUAAUACUAAUAAUCUUGAAAAAGCAAAAGGUUUAAAAGACAUUAAACGAUAACAUUAAUUAUAUUAAAUAGCUUUAAAGUUUAAGAAGAUUCUUAAUGAAGAUUUUAUAUAAAAUCAAAAAUUAGUAGAAUUCAAAGAUCCUUAUGGUUAAUAAUGUACCUGUCUCAUAGGAAAUGAAGUUGAAUAUCCUUAAUUCAAAAAUAAUGAGGUCUACUAUCUAUUUGGAGUACAAAUAAAAGAAUCUAUAAAUUAUUAAAAAAAUUUAUAGAUUAUGAUAUAAAAAGGUAAAAUCACUUAAUACCCUCCAGAUGAUUAAAUGUAAUAAACUUAAUAGCUUAAAUAAGAAUAAAAGAACAAUUCUCUAGAUAUAAAUUAAUCCAAUUCAUCAUUAAUUAAUCAACUUUAAUUAUUUGAACAACCUUAAUAGAACACAGAAAUAAAGACAUAUUUUAAUAUUUUAGCAAUAGUAAUUUAAUAAUUUGAUAGAACAAAAAUUUUGAGUUAAAAAUGUAGAAAAUAUUUUGAUUUUGUUAAGAUUGAGGUUAUGGAUUAAGAUGGUUAUUUAGUAUCUAUUACUUUAUGGAAUACAUUUUUAGAAUAUAAAUUCACUCCUUAUUAGAUUGUAUUUUUUUAGAAUUUAGAAUUAAAGUCUUAUAAAGGACAAUAAUAUCUUUAAACCAUUGAUAGAGUAUCAAAAAUUAUAAUUGAUGAUUCAAGAUUAUAAUUAUUAUCUAAGUAUUUAAUUAAAAUUUUUUAGUUAUUAUGAAGUAAAGGAAGCUAUGAUCAAACAUUAAGAGAAUGAAAAAUUUAAGAAACUUAUAACAUAUCAAGAAAUAUAAUAAUUGAAUCCUAUUUGA